AGCAGACCCCGUUGUGUGCUGCUGUUGUCGGCCCCUGUGUGAGGCUCCGUUUGAUUCCUGAUGUCAGAGGAGAGAAGCAGCAUGCUUGUCCACCUAAAGCAUUUUUCUGCAUGGCCGCUACACGUUUUCGGGGAGUUGUGAUUAGGCCGCACAUUUUCUUGGCAAGCUGAGCAGGGAAGGUGGGACAGACUGUAAUUUAAAUUCGUCCAAAUAAGAAAGGCAUCAUUUGAGCCCUCCCGGGGAGUGAAACUAAAAAGCAUUCCGAUGGUUGAUUACUUAUCAUUCCUAAAAAGGUUUUGAUGUCUUAGAACUCCCUUCAGCCCUAGCACUGAAUUCGCUUCUCGCUCACAUCCUCCCCCUCCCGACCCCCAACCCCAACUGUGCUUUUUCCAGCCAGUUCCAGGCAGCUCAGAGAGUUUCACCCUAUGCGAUGUGCCACAAGAGAGGAAAACAAACAAACAAACAAACAAAACCAUGAUCCCUGUUGGCUGUGUGACACUCUUGGAGGCCAGGCCAACGUCUGAAGAGCAAAAUACGCAGUCAGAUCAACAGAUGCUGGUGAAAAAUAACCACCUUUCCGACAAGAUCAUUGUUGUGCCAGGGAAAAUUGAAGACAUCUCUCUUCCUGAGGCUGUGGAUGUGAUCAUUUCUGAACCGAUGGGUUACAUGCUGUUUAAUGAAAGGAUGCUGGAGAGUUACCUUCAUUCCAAAAAAUGGCUGAAAGCAAACGGAAUGAUGUUCCCAACAUUCGGCGACAUCCAUUUGGCCCCCUUUUCUGAUGAACAGCUCUACAUGGAACACUACUCCAGAGCCAACUUUUGGUACCAGCAAUGCUUCUAUGGGGUCAACCUGUCCAGUCUCCGGGGGGCUGCAGUGGACGAGUAUUUCAGACAGCCAAUAGUAGACACAUUCGACAGUAGGAUUUUGAUGGCUCGGACGGUCAAAUACACAGUCAACUUUAUGGACGCAGAAGAGGCAGAUCUCCACAGAGUAGAAAUCCCCUUUGUGUUCCAGCUGACGCAGUCCGGCCUCGUCCACGGCCUGGCGUUCUGGUUUGACGUGGCCUUUGUCGGAUCUCUGGUAACAGUUUGGCUGUCAACAGCCCCAACUGAGCCUCUGACUCAUUGGUAUCAGGUGCGGUGCCUUCUUCACACUCCUCUCUUUGCCAAAGAAGGAGAGACCCUCUCAGGGAAAGUGCUGUUUGUAGCCAACAGACGACAGAGCUAUGACAUUCAGAUUGUGGCGCUGGUAAACCAGACAGGCUUCAGAUCUGGGAACAUCCUCGAUUUAAAGAAUCCUUUCUUUAGCUCCUUUCCUAAAUGUCUGCCAUGGUGACUUUGGGCUGACUGGCAACGAGGAGCCUAUUCUGCAUGUCUUAAGUGGAGGAGUGGCAUAAUUGGAUCUCUUUGGUGGCAGUAUGGAGGAGGAAUUCGCGGAAGAAGAGACUCUGAGCAGGCAAAUCAAUUAAGCUCUAGACUGACUAUGACUGAAAGUAACAUGAUAGCACAGCAACUAAAGGUGUGGGCUCUUUAGUUAGAGACACCUGAAUUGUCACAUCCUAGAUAGACUUGGGCCAGUCACAUGCCUUCUCUAGCUUCACUUUCCUUAUCUGUUGAAGUGAUGGCGAGAGGGUUCUUUGUGAGGGCUGAAAGAAAUGAUUGUGUAUGAUGCAUAUAACACAGUGCCCGGGUCAUUACAGGUAGCUAGUAUUAUACUAUCAUAGGAAAUGGAUUCUUACCAGUUUCUCCUAGUCUCACAUUUACAUACUUUCUAAAACUGCUGUGCUUUCAGUUACAAGAAGGAAAAGCCCACAUGCUUGACCACCCCCAUCUUCGGGACUCUCUCCCCUCUGCAACCCAUAAUUGCUUGGGGCGGAAGGGGUGACUGUUCUUUCUCCUGCUUCAUAAUCUUGUCUUCACCUUCUUUCUCCUGCUUCAUAAUCUUGUCUUCACCUUUAGGCAGCAGUCUCAAGCUCUCCCAUAUGGAGUAGCAUCCUCUCUACUGUACAUGAGGAACUCUUGGUUGGGUCCCUAAUAUACGAAACGAAUUUAGAAAAAUCCACUUUCCGUUCAGAGCCUCAUUUUAAACAUCUUGUCUUGCCCAAGAAAUCACCUCAUUCAUGUAUUCAUCCCUUCAUUUGUUCACCAUCUC
This is a messenger RNA of Leptonychotes weddellii (Weddell seal), 2151 nucleotides long. NCBI's taxonomy places the organism in Eukaryota, Metazoa, Chordata, Mammalia, Carnivora, Phocidae. The record is from RefSeq and is a predicted model, not a curated record.